GCGCAUGCGCCGGAGUCGCGGGGCUUGGCGGGAAGCGGAGUCCCGGCCGCUCUACUGCACUGUCGGGCUUCAGCGAGUGCAGCCCCGCUCGCGACUCUCCUUCCCGGCAUGCCCCGCUGAGCGGCCGCCCUCGGGGCUGAGUAAAGACCCCUUGGUCUGAGGCUUCCCUAUUUCCUGGUUCGCCGGCGGCCAUUUUGGGUGGAAGCGAUAGCUGAGUGGCGGCGGCUGCUGAUUGUGUUCUAAGGGGACGGAGAGCGGGGAAGACGUUUUCUCUCCCGGAACAGCCUAGCUCAUUCCUUUCCUUCGAUUACCCGUGGAGCGGAGAGUCAGGGCGGCGGCUGCGGCAGCAAGGGCGGCGGUGGCGGCGGCGGCGGCGGCAGCUGCAGUGACAUGUCCAGCAUGAAUCCCGAAUAUGAUUAUUUAUUCAAGUUACUUCUGAUUGGUGACUCUGGGGUUGGAAAAUCUUGCCUUCUUCUUAGGUUUGCAGAUGAUACAUACACAGAAAGCUACAUCAGCACAAUUGGUGUGGAUUUCAAGAUAAGAACUAUAGAAUUAGAUGGGAAAACAAUCAAGCUGCAAAUAUGGGACACAGCAGGCCAAGAAAGAUUUCGGACAAUCACCUCCAGUUAUUACAGAGGCGCCCAUGGUAUCAUAGUUGUGUAUGAUGUGACAGAUCAGGAGUCCUUCAAUAAUGUUAAACAGUGGCUGCAGGAAAUAGAUCGUUAUGCCAGUGAAAAUGUCAACAAGUUGUUGGUAGGGAACAAAUGUGAUCUGACCACAAAGAAAGUAGUAGACUACACAACAGCAAAGGAAUUUGCUGAUUCCCUUGGAAUUCCAUUUUUGGAAACCAGUGCUAAGAACGCAACGAAUGUAGAACAGUCUUUCAUGACGAUGGCAGCUGAGAUUAAAAAGCGAAUGGGCCCUGGAGCAACAGCAGGUGGCGCAGAGAAGUCCAAUGUUAAAAUUCAGAGCACUCCAGUCAAGCAGUCAGGUGGAGGUUGCUGCUAAAAUUUGCCUCCGUCCUUUUCUCACAGCAAUGAAUUUGCAAUCUGAAACCCAAGUGAAAAAACAAAAUUGCCUGAAUUGUACUGUAUGUAGCUGCACUACAACAGAUUCUUACCGUCUCCACAAAGGUCAGAGAUUGUAAAUGGUCAAUACUGACUUUUUUUUUAUUCCCUUGACUCGAGACCGCUAACUUCAUUUUCAGAACUGUUUUAAACCUUUGUGUGCUGGUUUAUAAAAUAAUGUGUGUAAUCCUUGUUGCUUUCCUGAUACCAGACUGUUUUCCGUGGUUGGUUAGAAUAUAUUUUGUUUUGAUGUUUAUAUUGGCAUGUUUAGAUGUCAGGUUUAGUCUUCUGAAGAUGAAGUUCAGCCAUUUUGUAUCAAACAGCACAACUGGUGUCUGUCACUUUCCAUGCAUAAAGUUUAGUGAAAUGUUCUAUGUAAGAUCUGAUUUGCUAGUUCUUCCUUGUAGAGUUAUAAAUGGAAAGAUUACACUAUCUGAUUAAUAGUUUCUUCAUACUCUGCAUAUAAUUUGUGGCUGCAGGAUAUUGUAAUUUGUUGCACACUAUGUAACAAAACAACUGAAAAUAUGUUUAAUAAAUAUUGUACUUAUUGGAGUAAUAUCAAACUGUAUGGUGAUAAGUAUUGUUUUAAUUCUUAUGGUUAAAGGGAACUAGAGCCUUGCAUUAUACUCGAACAGCCAUUAGUGUGUGCAACCAGGGCAUUGUAGACCUACUUACUUUAGAGCAGCAACCAGUAUUUGCUUUCUAGAUACUCUGACAAAUGACCUAGGGAGGCUUCUGUGCUGUGUAGGAUUUAACCAACUUUAGUGAUUCAGGGAGCUCAAACUAUAUGGAAAAUAAGUUUUUAGAGUGUAUGUUACCUUGCCCAUUAUUUCUGAUCUUUCUCUAAAGCCAUAUGGAAUGGCUUCAGUAAUCAACAUUUAAUUGACCUGUGAUACAGGUGGAAAGCUGCAUAGUUUUCCUAACCAGCAAGUGUCAGAAUAAGGUGUGUGCUAACCUUGUUCUCUGCUGUGAGUCAUGUCAACUAUUUUAUCAUGCCCACAUAGCUCAUGUUGGAGGAGAGUUUAAGCAUUUAAAGAGAAAACAAGAAAUUUGUUUGCCUAAUUUUAGAAAUUGUAUCUCUGAAGAUUAACUGAAAACAUGAAUGCUCGUUGGGAAUGAUGAGAAAAAUUAUUUAUUUGAAUGAACUUUUGCACAUGUGGAGAUUUUGUUAAAUAGUACCUUCAAGAUCCUAGAGUUUGUGUUUAUUGUGGGAAGCAAAGUAUCUAUUGCUGACACUGGCAUUUUAAGGUGGCAGAGGUGGAAGUUGUUUCCUUAGGUUGAAGUAGCAACCAAAACAUUAUUCAUAAUAGGGACUUGGGAUGUGGCUGUCAGCAACAUUUUAUUGUGGGGUCUUAAAUGAUAAAAUUUAAGCUAAAACAAGCCAAAAAUUAUAAGUUUCUUUAUUUUUCACUAAACAGGCAAUUGAAAUACAUGGUACAAAAAUAAGUGGUAAGAUUAUUGUAAAACGAAAUGAACAGAAUAUUCAAUUUAAUUUUCCAUCUAUGAGAAUUUCACAAUAAAAUCAUAGUUUACUUUGUA
Ochotona princeps (American pika) is the source of this 2606-nucleotide messenger RNA. RefSeq names its product RAB1A, member RAS oncogene family (gene RAB1A). The record is from RefSeq and is a predicted model, not a curated record. The transcript has 6 exons. Gene Ontology annotation, molecular function: GTPase activity; GTP binding. Lineage: Eukaryota; Metazoa; Chordata; Mammalia; Lagomorpha; Ochotonidae. Bases 391 to 1008 code for a protein of 205 amino acids.